Nematocida parisii ERTm1 is the source of this 222-nucleotide messenger RNA. RefSeq lists its product as uncharacterized. Bases 1 to 222 code for a protein of 73 amino acids. Lineage: Eukaryota; Fungi; Microsporidia. The record is from RefSeq and is a predicted model, not a curated record. The transcript has a single exon.
AUGAAGAAGGGCGUAAGAGUCUUACUGUUACUGUUCACACUUGCAUGUGCAGUGGGAGUGGGCAUGGCAGUAUGCACAGCAAGGCACAGACUAGAAACAGAAGGCACAGAGAGCAGAGAGGAUACUCAGAGAGUACUUCAAAAUAGCCUGAAAUGUGCAGAGUGUAAGAGAGACAGCAUAAUAGGAGGCACAGAGAACAGAGGGCCACCAGGCAGUGUGUGA